Messenger RNA from Myripristis murdjan (pinecone soldierfish), 1807 nucleotides. RefSeq names its product tetratricopeptide repeat domain 23 (gene ttc23). NCBI's taxonomy places the organism in Eukaryota, Metazoa, Chordata, Actinopteri, Holocentriformes, Holocentridae. The transcript has 11 exons. Gene Ontology annotation, molecular function: protein binding. The record is from RefSeq and is a predicted model, not a curated record. The coding region runs from base 260 to 1642 and encodes 460 amino acids.
UUACCCUGAGUUCAAUGAGCAUGCCGUUUGGACCGUGUUUGCUGGUGAUGGUUGCUCCAUCGAGGGUUAUGCAACUUAAUUUUAUCAAUAAAGAUGCUGCUUUUGUGGAUUUGUAUUCUUAGCCCAGUCAUUUGCACAGAUUAAACAAUGAACCUGGGUUUCUUCCUACCGAGGUGGUCAUGAUAGCUAGGAAGCGCCUUGUCUCCUCGGAAACGGGAAAAAAAACAAACGUGAGGAGAUGUUGCAGGAUUAAAAAAAAAUGGAUGAUGAUCACUGCAGGACAAAGGAACGACCCAAAUCCUCCGAUAUCACUGAAUCAUCCACUGAAAGCAUAGGAAGCACCAGCGGAGCAUCUCCUGUCUGUGAUGGUGUGCUGAGUCCCCCACAAAGAGGCUUUACCAGGAAGGAAUCAGUUUUAAUGCGUCCAGAGGAAAAGCUCAAAUACUUUGACAGCCAAGCUCAAGCCCAGGCAGACAACCAACAGUUUGAUGCCUGCAUUCAGAGCCUGGUGCGCUGUGUUGCCCUGACCAAGUUGGUGUAUGGAGAGGGGCAUCUGAAACUCGCCCAGGCCCAUGCCAGGCUGGCUAAAGCAUACCUCCAGUUUAAAGGUUGGGCAUCACAGGCCCUGCAGCACUCGACACUGGCCAGAGAGCUGCUGCCCUUCUGCUCGCCUGUCUCCUCCAGCAGAGAUGAAAGGAUCCAGGUCCUCACGUGUCUCCUGAGCAUACACCUCACACAGGGAGGUGUUGCGCUGCUUACAGACAAUCUUGAGGAAGCGCAGUCCUCUUAUGUGACGGCAGAAGAGAUUCAUGAGGAGCUUCAUCAACAGGGCGGCAUCAACCAGGAAGAGAGAAUAAGGACUGAGCUGGACAUAUCAACUUGUCUCUCCAGGGUGUAUCAGAGGCAGGGCAGGUCAGAGGAGGCGUUAGGCCAGUGUGAGAAGUCUCUGCAUCUACUGGAGGGUAAGCCAGAGGAGACUUGCUCUGUGUAUAAAGACAUGGCAGCAAUUGAGCAGAACCAAGGCCAUUUGGAUAAAGCCAUAGAGCAUCUCUCCAAGGCUCAUGCCAUAGCUGUGAGUCAGAGCCUAGGGGGCCUGGAUGAGGCUCAUAUCUCCCACAGCCUGGCUGUAGUCCUCUCUGCUGCAGCGGAGACCCACCACAAUGACUCUGCAGGUCCUUAUUUUGAGCAAAGUCUGACUGCGUACAAGAACUCUGUAGGUCCGCAAGAUCCAGCCUUUCUCACAGUCCAGGAUGAUUUCUGUCGCUUCCUCCUCCUCAACGGACAGCAAGAGAGAUGUGUGGAGAUCCAGAGAUCUUCCCUUGCUCUGAAGAGAUUGACAUUCGGUGACUUGAGUGCUGAGGUGGCAGACACACUUCAGCUGAUAGGAAGUGUGGAGAUGAGCCAGGGAAGGAUCAAGCAAGCCCACAGGACCAUGAGGAAGUGCCUGGAGGUCCAGGGUUUUGUGUAUGGUCCUCAGCAUAAGAAGACAAAAACUACACAGAAAGCUGUGGACAUGCUGGCCCGGGCACCAGAGGUGGCUGAGAGACGGUUGAAGGGAGGCAGUGCGAAACCAAGACCUACUCUCUGUGCAGCUGUACCGUCCUACGGAAAAGAGAGCAACUCCCACACCUCUGACUCUUAACAGUCUCUUUUCCUUUGUGGCUUCAAGAAGGCAGAUCAUUUGGAAUUAGACUAAAGGCUGCUGAUAGUUGUCUUGAUUUAUCUUUGACUAUCCUUUAAUAAAUUUAUCUGUCUGUAUGUUGGCAGGAUUACUUAGGCAGGUGCUGCUGCUAGUACUUCAUUUUAA